AUGUCUUCGAUAACCAUCGAGGUGGGACUCAUCAGCGGCAGGACCGUGGCCGUAGAGACAGAGUUGGAUGCAACCGUGGAGUCCUUGAAGCAGCAAGCGCAGACGGCUCUUGGGGUGGGGAGAGGAAGGUUGUCGAAUUCGGCGGGAGAGGUUCUGGACGGAACAUCGACGAUCAACGACUGCGGACUGUGUUGUGGGGACCUGCUGACCUUGCAGAUAGGUUUAGUGCAAGUUACGUCCUCUAGCAAGGCAGCUGCUACGAUUCUGGGCGAUGGACGUGUUGUGACCUGGGGCAUGCAGUUUGGUGACAGUAGCGCCGUGCAAGAUCAGCUCAGAAAUGUGUGGCAGAUUCAGACUACAGAGUUUGCGUUCGCUGCCAUUCUGAGUGAUCGAUCGGUCGUGACUUGGGGAAGUAGUUCUCAUGGAGGCGAUAGCGUCGCAGUGCAGGAUCAGCUCAAGAAUGUACAGCAGAUCCAGGCUUCGUAUGGAGCUUUCGCUGCAAUCCUCGCAGAUGGAUCUGUUGUGACCUGGGGUGCUUCCUACUUUGGCGGCGACAGCACCCACGUGCAAGAUCAGCUGAAGGACGUGCGACAUAUCCAGGCGUCCAAGGCAGCUUUUGCUGCAAUCCGGAGUGAUGGAUCCGUGGUGACCUGGGGGGAUGUCUACUUUGGGGGCAACAGUAGUGCCGUGGAGGAUCCAUCGCGGCUCGUGCAAGGAAUACAUGGGGUGCCCUCCGGUCAGCUGAAUUCCGUUCAGCAGAUUCAAUCUACUGAAAGCGCCUUUGCCGCACUUCUCGCGGAUGGCUCCGUUCUAACCUGGGGUGAUGCAGGAAAUGGCGGCAACCAUGGCGACCAACUGAAAGACGUGUGCCAGAUCCAAUCUUCCCGUCAUGCCUUUGCUGCAAUCCUAUGUGAUGGGUCAGUUGUAACCUGGGGCGAUAGCUCUUCUGGUGGAGACAGCAGCGCUGUGCAAUGCAAGCUCAAGAACGUGCACAGUGUGCAGGCGACUGACGGCGCGUUUGCUGCGAUCCUCGGCAGUGGUUUCGUUGUAACCUGGGGUCAACCUGAUUUUGGUGGGGAUAGCACCUCUGUGCAAGACAAGCUGGCGAACGUGCAGCAGGUUCAAGCAUGCCGGCACGCAUUCGCCGCCGUCUUGUCCGAUGGAAGUGUUGUGGCGUGGGGCGGCCGCACUACAGGAGGCGACUGCCGAGAUGUACAAGACAAGUUGAAGCAUGUUGAGCACAUCGCCUCCGCCUGCUUCAGCUUUGCUGCCAUUUUACGUGGAGGAUCUGUCGUGACUUGGGGCGACGUCCACGGUGGCGGUAACAGCUGUGAGGUGCAACAUCUGCUGCACGACGUUCAGUGCAUCAGGGGCUUUCAAAGAGCUUUUGCUGCGAUACGCACGGAUGGAUCUGUGGUGACUUGGGGCCAUGCUGAUCCCGCAGGUGACA
Symbiodinium sp. CCMP2456 is the source of this 1450-nucleotide messenger RNA. Lineage: Eukaryota; Dinophyceae; Suessiales; Symbiodiniaceae. The record is from the annotation of a GenBank genome assembly.